This is a messenger RNA of Arabidopsis arenosa, 806 nucleotides long. NCBI's taxonomy places the organism in Eukaryota, Viridiplantae, Streptophyta, Magnoliopsida, Brassicales, Brassicaceae. The record is from the annotation of a GenBank genome assembly.
AUUAAUAGAUCAUGUUUGUGCAUGACAUACAAAAUAAAACACCUACAAGAAAUCAAACACUUGUGGUUGAUGCAAACAUGUCAACGAAGCAAGCAAAGGGAAGAAAAACAAAGGGGAAGCAAAAGAUCGAGAUGAAGAAGGUGGAAAACUAUGGAGACAGGAUGAUUACGUUCUCGAAACGUAAAGCCGGAAUUUUCAAGAAAAUGAACGAGCUCGUAGCAAUGUGUGACGUUGAAGUGGCUUUCUUGAUUUUCUCUCAAGCCAAGAAGCCGUAUACAUUCGCACAUCCGUCUAUGGAGGAAGUGGCUGACCGGUUAAAGAACCCUUCGAGACAAGAACCAUUAGCGAAAGAUGAUACGAGACCCCUCGUGGAAGCUUAUAAGAAACGAAGGUUCCAUGACCUCAUAAAAAAAAUGCAGGCGCUCGAGGAGGAGCUUGCGAUGGAUCUAGAGAAGUUGAAACUGCUGAAGGAAUCGAGAAAUCAAAAGAAGUUAGACAAAAUGUGGUGGAACUUUCCUUCGAAAGGCUUGAGCGUGGAGGAGCUGAAGCAAAGGCACCAAGCGAUUGUCGAGUUACGUGAUAACUUAUGCGACAAUAUGGCUCUCUUACGAUUGGGAAAAGACGGUAGUGGUUCAUCUUCUGGUGGUGUUCGUCUGUUCUAUCGUGAAGCAUGAUCAUACAUAUUCUUACUUGAUGAUUUAAAUUUCUUCGUAUACUGUAUGAGCCGUCUCCAUUUGACGAAGCUCGAUCGUCUCGAGUAUAUCUCUAUUAUCUAACGGAGUUGAGAAAAAAGAGUUUCAGUUUUC